Molecule: messenger RNA, 2087 nt
Organism: Elgaria multicarinata webbii
Lineage: Eukaryota; Metazoa; Chordata; Lepidosauria; Squamata; Anguidae
Gene: RAB1A
Product: RAB1A, member RAS oncogene family
Exons: 6
Coding region: 182-799 (205 amino acids)
Biological process (GO): vesicle-mediated transport
Molecular function (GO): GTP binding; GTPase activity
Source: RefSeq, a predicted model, not a curated record
CGCCGCCGCCGCCUGAGAGGGGAGGAAUUAAGCCCGGUGGAAAGGGAGACGCUGUCGGCUUCUCCUACUGCUUGGUUGGAUAAGGGAGCCCGACCCCCAAGGAGCUGCCGCCGGUGGGUCUGACCGCCGCCUGCUCCGCGGAGCGAGCUCGUUCUCUACAGGCCGCGGGGCCCCCGUUGACAUGUCCAGCAUGAAUCCCGAAUAUGACUAUUUAUUCAAGCUGCUUCUGAUUGGAGACUCUGGGGUCGGAAAAUCUUGCCUUUUGCUUAGAUUUGCAGAUGAUACCUACACAGAAAGCUAUAUCAGCACAAUUGGUGUGGACUUUAAAAUCAGAACUAUAGAGUUAGAUGGAAAAACAAUCAAGCUUCAGAUAUGGGAUACAGCAGGGCAAGAGCGAUUUCGAACGAUCACUUCUAGUUACUACAGAGGAGCGCAUGGCAUCAUAGUUGUGUACGAUGUUACGGAUCAGGAGUCUUUCAAUAACGUAAAACAGUGGCUGCAAGAAAUAGAUCGUUAUGCCAGUGAAAAUGUGAACAAGUUGUUGGUAGGGAACAAGUGUGACCUGACCACAAAGAAAGUAGUAGACUAUACAACAGCGAAGGAAUUUGCAGAUUCCCUUGGGAUUCCAUUUUUGGAAACUAGCGCGAAGAACGCGACAAAUGUAGAACAGUCUUUCAUGACCAUGGCUGCUGAGAUCAAAAAACGAAUGGGUCCUGGAGCUACAGCAGGUGGUGCAGAGAAAUCCAAUGUUAAAAUUCAGAGCACUCCAGUCAAGCAGUCUAGUGGAGGUUGCUGCUAAAACUCUCCUCCCUUCUCAACAAUGAAUCUGAAAUCUGAACCCAACUGAAAAAAAUUGCCUGAAUUGUACUGUAUGUAGCUGCACUACAACAGAUUCUUAUCGUCUCCACAAAGGUCAGAGAUUGUAAAUGGUCAAUACUGACUUUUUUAUUACCCCCCCCCCCCCCGCGACUCAAUAAAGCUAACUUCAUUUUCAGAAAUGUGUUAAACCUUUUGUGUGCUGGUUUAUAAAUGCGUGUAAUCCUCGUUGCUUUUCCUUAUACCAGAUUGUUUCCUGUGGUUGGCUAAACUUCGGAUAUUUUUUUGUUCCGAUCAUAUUGGCACGUUUAGAUGUCAGGUUUAGUCUUCUGAAGAUGAAGUUUAGCCAUUUUUGUAUCCAACAACACUACUGUGUCUAUCACUUUUCCAUGCAUAAAGUUCAGUAAUAUGUUAUAUGUAAGAUCUAAUUUGCUAGUUCCUUGUAGAGAUCUAAAUGGAAAGAUUACACUCUGGCCAGGAUCCAAAGAACUGCUCAAACUAGUUCUGUGCACCUGUAGCAGGUUUGGACUUUUCUCGAUCAGCACUUCCCCCUAGCAAAUCUCUUAAAACGGAGGGGCAUUUCUUAAGGGCAGGGGAGAUGCCAUUCAAAAUGAAGUUGCAAUCCUGUAAUAGCGCUUUGGAUCCCAGAUGUUGAUUUUUCCCCUCAUACUCUGCAUAUAAUUUGUGGCUGCAGAAUAUUGUAAUUGGUUGCACAAUAUGUAACAAACCGAAGAAAUGUUUAAUAAAUAUUGUACUUAUUGGAAGUAAUAUCAAACUGUAUGGUGAUAAGUAUUGUCUUAAUUCUUAUAUGGCUAAGGGGAAAGGCUUGCAUUGUGCCCCAAAUGAACCUUUUUAUGUGCAGUAAUGGCACUUUAAAACCUUUACCUAGACCAUACCCUACCAGCCCAGCAAAUAACUAGCAAGUAUGGUCUAAAUGACUAAGUUCUCAUGGUGUUUCUGGCAUGUAUGCUGUACUUGGAACACAACUGAUAACAUUGUUUAUAGAAUCAUAAUCACUCUAAAUGUACCAUAUUUCUCUCCCUUCCCCAAUCCGAAGUGUGUCUGGAUCUGUUUCUAAAUGAUCUCAUUUAGAAAUAGCCUGUCUCUUGCUCUGUCAUAAGAGGAAAGCAGUAUUUUCCUAACAUAUUAAUGACUUCAAACUAACAAGUUGAUGUUAACUCUGAUGGUAUGUUAUGUCUUUUCUAAAUAAUGUUACUUCCAUUCUCUCACAAUCAAAUACUGUUGACUUUAAUAAAACUUAGUGCAAUUUA